Molecule: messenger RNA, 1158 nt
Organism: Aegilops tauschii subsp. strangulata
Lineage: Eukaryota; Viridiplantae; Streptophyta; Magnoliopsida; Poales; Poaceae
Product: F-box protein At3g07870
Molecular function (GO): protein binding
Source: RefSeq, a predicted model, not a curated record
AUGGCCACGGACGACGCGGGACGCUCGGAGUUGCCCACGGACGUCCUGGUGGAGAUCAUGCUGCUGCUGCCGCCGAUCUGCCGGCGCCGAGUCCGCCUCGUCAGCAGGCUCUGGCGCGACGUCAUCGACGAGCACACCAUGGAGAUGCAGAGCCGCGCCACGGCCCUCCUCUGGGAUACCCGGGAAGCGGUCGCCUACGUCGUCGGCGACCUGUCCAAGUCGUCGACGACGAGCUACAAAGAGCUGUGGCGUCGGGACAGAGCGGUACCAUACAUGCGCCCCAGUAGUAGCCUGCAGCUGAUCGGCACGUGCAAUGGUCUUCUCUGCUUGUGCGACAACAAGACGGCUCCCGGCGGCGCCGUCACCCUGGUCAACCCGGCCACCGACGAGGUGCUGCCCGUCCCGCCGCUGCCUUGCGCACUCUCGUUUUUCCCGCCUGCUGGGAGAUACGCCUCCUGGGAGAACUGGCACGAGGCGUACAGCUUCGGGUACCACCCUACGUCCGGGCAGUACAAGGUGGUGCACGUCCCAUGCAGCAUUAGCAAGGCAUACAAGUUCGACGACAUGCAGGUGCUCACUCUAGGGGAGGCGUCGUGGCGGAAGGUUCCGGCUGGCCCUGUGGAGGGAGCAAGGUGCAACCUCGGCGCUGGCAUGGUCAGCGUUGACGGCGCGACGUACUGGGUCAUAGAGAGUGCCAAAUCGAGCUGGGUCGUGUCAUUUGACCUCGAGAGCGAGGAGGUCACUCGUGUCAAGGGGCUGCCUGCCCAACCGGCCAGGCCUGAUCACUGCCACCUGACGGAGGUGAACGGGAGGCUGGGCAUUGUUGUCCGUAGCCUUUCGGGAACAAUAAAGGUGUGGGUUCUGGACAAGGGGCGGCGAAAGUGGAGCUAUCGGUACAACCUUACGCGGUAUCGUGUCCCGCGGCCACACUUCGUGUAUGGCGAGUGCAUUUUGACACUGCAGGAGUGCUCGAUAUGUGGGCACUACAGACGGAAAGGCAUGUGGUCAUCAUCCAACUACGCGGUGACGGUGCGGGUCAGACACCAUGCUCAUGGGACGCUGCUCGCGGCGAUAAUAGCCGGCUGGUGCCGGACAUUCUCCUACGUCAAGACGAUGGAGCCACUUAGCGUUUAUAAGUUGCCAAUAGUUAAUGCCUAA